AUGGCUUCGAUGGCGAAGCUCGCGACGGCGUCGAGCCGCAUUACUCUCCUCGUCGGUUUCAUCGCCGCCUCUGCGCUGAUGCCUUCUGGGUGCUGGGCUCAGAGCACCAUGAGCACGACGUUCCACAGUGAUUUCCUCGAAGGCGACAUCCGCGUCGUCGUGGGACCCAACCGAAACCAGAUCCGCGUGCAGACCAAUAUGCCGGACUGGGCUAAGGCGGUCACCCCCAAGAAGGAGUACAUUGUGGAGACUUACCCUUUCCCGUCCAACUUCUCCUCUCUCACGGACGUGAAGCACGCCAUUUUGACCUUCGCCCCUUCCAACUGCUACCCCAUCUACAACGGCACCAAAGUGACGGCAGCGCAGGCCAUUCCCGCAUAUCUUGCAUCAGGCCCCGAUUUCUGCCUCUCCUGCUACGUCUACCUCACCUUCUCCCUCCUCGACGUUGACACUGCGAGUCAAAUCGGCAGCGAGUGCACGGAGACAGACAAUGGGAAGCUUCGCGGUUACAUCUGCUCCACGGAUGAGGGUGCUGACGUCACAGUGGCGCAGGCGCUUGGGAGUCCGCCGGUGGUGAAUGGCGGCGGGACGUCGGUGGGGUUUCUCUACACGGAGAUGUUUGUGCGCCAGCCCGCUGGCUCCACCAUGCGCAUUCCGUCCAUCCGUGUGGAUCCCCUGGCCAUGAAGGGAAUUGGGUACAUCAUGGUGCCAUCCAAGGGUCCCUCUCCUCUCCCUGGGACUUUUGACGCCAUGCCAUACAUUGCAGGCAAUGACAGCAAGUCCGUCGGCGUUGGUCUAGUGUUUUCAGUUACCCUGAUGACUCAGGCAUCGCUCGCAACCACCCCGUUCAGCAGCAACACAGUGCAGACAGUGAACCCCACCGCCUUCCCUGUGCUCUCCAUGAGUGCUCCUGCCAACCAGUCGCUCACUCUCAACGCCAGCAUCAUCCCCCCCGCUGCCAUCGGUGCUGCUGCUGGUGCUGCUCCCUCCUCGUACAACAUUUCCCUCUACAUCAGCAAGGACCCGCUCCCGAAAUCCACUGCCCGGGCUGCUGCUGGCUGGGGUGUAACCCUGAUGUCGGUGAUGUUCGCUCUCCUCACCCUCCUGCCUGCCAUGUAA
This is a messenger RNA of Closterium sp. Yama58-4, 1119 nucleotides long. Lineage: Eukaryota; Viridiplantae; Streptophyta; Zygnematophyceae; Desmidiales; Closteriaceae. The record is from the annotation of a GenBank genome assembly.